This is a messenger RNA of Anopheles aquasalis, 4127 nucleotides long. RefSeq names its product dual specificity protein phosphatase MPK-4 (gene MKP-4). Gene Ontology annotation, molecular function: protein tyrosine/serine/threonine phosphatase activity. The record is from RefSeq and is a predicted model, not a curated record. Lineage: Eukaryota; Metazoa; Arthropoda; Insecta; Diptera; Culicidae. Gene Ontology annotation, biological process: protein dephosphorylation. Gene Ontology annotation, cellular component: nucleus.
AAACAAAAAGUUCAACAACAAAAAAACAUACCCCGCGCGCGAAGGUCCUGGAAACGUGGGAAACCGGAAAGCCAUGUGAUUGGUCUGGAGCGAGGCACGGGGGAACAAAGGAUCCCACCCUUAGCCCGGGGUUUUGUUUGCGUGAAUCCUCCAACGCAACGCUGCAGGCGCGGUACCAUCGUGGCCAUAAUAAUACUCGCGCGUUGUUCGCGUUUGGUGGGUGUGGUGUGAGGAGCAGCGGCAGCGGCAGCAGCAGCAUAACUCGGCUUCGCUCGCUCGUGUCAGCACAUGCGGGGCCGAGGACGACAUAAGAGCAUCGCACUCUAACCUUCAGCAGCACCACACAAAUCCCGGCCAGAGCCGACCGAGCAGCCAAUCGACCGCUGGACCGCGAGCCAGACUCGCGCGCAAGGACUCGCUUAUUCGUUCAAGAUAGGUCAAACGGGUAGCAGCAACGGGAUGUCGCUGAACGAAGGUAUCGCGGUCGUUACCAAGGUGGUGCCCGGUGUACGGUCCCGCGCCAAAGACUCCACCGAGACGCAGCUUACACGGGAAGAUCUCGACGCGGGACCGAUAAGUUUGGACGAGAUUGAACCGGGCCUGUGGCUGGGCAAUGCAUCAGCGGCCGCCGAUCUACCGACACUUCAUCGGCACUCGAUCCGCAGCAUCCUCUCGGUUGAUUCCGUACCGCUGCCGGUGCACAUCACGGACCAUCCGAAUCUCCGUGUCCGCCACAUUCAGGCGGCCGAUGUACCACGUGAGGAUUUGAUCCGCCACUUCGAGGACACCAAUCGGUUCAUCGGCGAUAGCUUGGCGGAAGGACGGCACGUGUUGGUGCACUGUUACUUUGGUGUUAGCCGCAGUGCAACGAUCACCAUAGCCUACUUGAUGGACAAGUAUCGGCUCGGGUAUGAGGCGGCAUUUUCGCGAGUUCGCGCCAAGCGUCGCUUCGUGAUGCCCAAUCCGGGAUUCGUCAAUCAGCUGAAGCUGUACGCCCGGAUGGGCUAUCGGAUAGAUCGGAGCAAUGAACGGUACAAACUGUUCCGGUUGCGAUUGGCCGGUGACAAUGUGCGUAAGGCGAAGCGCCUACCGACGGAGUGCAUGGAUGUGGUGAAACCGGAUCCGGGUGUAACGCAGGAAUCACCGGAACCGUACGUCUAUCGGUGCCGCAAGUGUCGCCGUGUGGUCGCUUCACGGAGCAAUCUCCUUCUGCACAAACCGAAAUCAUCGACGGUCGUCGGUGCAUCACCGGCGAAGACGGUUGGCCGAGAGGCGGAAGCCACACUCGAGGAGGGUGCCAACGAUGAAACGAUGGGUGAGGUGAAUGGUCCCCCGGUUGACGUCCACCCUGAACCGAACGUUGAAACUCCGAUGGCAACCGAGGCUACUGUGACGACGACAAACGAGCUAACGGAGCAGCUGCGCCGCUGUUCGAUCAGCAGCGAGCAUAGCAACCGCUCGUCGGAGAAGGAAAUGCCAAUGUGCAGCAAGAUCUACUUCGUCGAACCGCUUGCCUGGAUGACGGACAUCUACCGGAACACACAGGGACGACUGUACUGUCCCAAGUGUACGGUGAAACUGGGUAGCUUUAACUGGGUAAUGGCGACGAAAUGUCCGUGCGGUGCCGAAAUUUUUCCCGCCUUCUAUCUCGUCCCCUCGAAAACGGAAUACUCCACGGUGGUUCAGAAUGUGCAGGUCACGGUGUAAGACGACGACCCUCUACCCGUGGCCAUCGCCGUUCUGCUGGAGAGGAGCCCCCCUACCUACUGCGACCGUAUUGGCUCCGAGGAGUCGCUUCGUUCGGAAUUUAUCGUCAUCAUUAUUCAUCAGCGCGCGCUCUGUACUCCUCUCUUCCAGCUUGAAUUUUCGUCUGCGUCAUUGCUUUUUUACCUUUUAAAAAUAGCUCCCAGUUGACGAGAUACCACCACGGCGUACCCAACUACAAUGGGCGAACGGGUGAACAAGCUUCGAGCGCUAACGGAACGCAGAAAGGAUGUCCUCUCGAUGGCUCAUUUGUGGCACUCUCUUGUGCAUAGCUGGAGAGCACUAGGGUGCCCCCUUCUCCCCCGCUCGCAUCAGCUCAUCUCACAUCUGUCACUCAUCUGUGAUCGAUGCAAAGCGUUGCUAAAAAUAGGUCAAUAGCCAUCAUCAUUCCGCCAACACCCGCCAUUUCGCGCACUCCAUGGGCGCCACCACUGAUUAUCGGUUUCUUCCUCAUCACCGUCAGCGCACCGUACCGGAGAUGCUACUCAUAGAUCGAAACGAAACCACAUAAUAUAUAGCCGAAGCAAAACGGUGCCCCCUAGUGAAAUGGACGGGUUUAAUCGAUAUCAAUGCAAAGCUAACAGUCUGCUGAUGGUAAACGGAAAGGAAAAGAGGGUGAAGCAUGAGGACGGUCACCAUUGCGCAAUACCAAUAGAGAAUGGAACGGUUGAUGGGGAAGGUCCGGUGGUAGUCGAGAUAGAAGAGGACAAAUGAGUACAACAAAAGAACGUCGCUAAGGAUUGUUUCUUAUCGGCCGAAAGGAUUCUCCAUCGUGCUGUGCUGCCCAACCGCCCACUGGUCUGUUGAUGACAGCACCAGGGAAAGGAGCAGGCAGAGCAGAGUCGAUGGCGCCAGGGCAUAAUUUCUUUUCUAUUCUGAGCCAUAAGCGCGAGCUUGACCCGCGGCAGCAAUAGCAGCAGCAGCAGUAGCCGUUACAUUCUCUCUACCGUGCUGUUGUGGUACAGAAAACUCGGAAAAUGUAUUUUCAUUAUUCACGCAGAGUACAAACUAGAUGCGAGCAGCAUAGCAGCGUACCAGAGAAGUGGUAGGGGUGCUAGGAGUACGAAGACGUUCUGAGCGGAGACGGAACAAUAGAUUAUUUUAUCUUUUCCAUUGCGGCUUUUCCCAUUGGUUGUGCUGCUUCCAACGGAAGCAAAGGACGCGUCACAAACAGAAAGUGUUGGUAAAACUGGCCAGAAGCAAACAUUUUUUCAACAGCAGCAGCAGCGGCAACAAAAUACGGGGAAUAAUACGAGAUGAAGGGGGGAGUAAUGUUGAACCAAAAACAGAACAGCUAAUCCAGCGUGAUGCUCCUGAAAGCGUUGCGCUCUAAAAUGAAACAAUAAUCUAUACACGGUAUUAAUCGCUAAUGAUUCGGGCUUAGCUAAAUUUACUCUACUAGCGUGUACAGACAAAGGCCAAAGCAGCAAGAGGCACAAAGAAGGGAUGGUGUGGUGUUGUCUAUCCAAAACAGAGGCACAAGAGCGGACCACACAGCGAAUAGCUAGCGUAAGCGCGUAGGCACCGCAUUAAUAUUUAAGUGUCCUGGGUGAAGCGAGUCUUGAGAGACCAACAGCCAACCGAAGAGGACGCUAAUCGUUCGUCCUGCGCCCAUGCGAUGGACCAUUAACUGUGGCUAAUUAUGUGCUUGUGUGUAGUCGGAACAGCGACAGCAUAACACAUGCACAAGACGGACGACGCGGAUUCUGACCAAAAAGGGAACGGCCACACAGCAAGAACAAGCGCAGAAGAAAACGUUAAUGACUCCGAGAGCGGGGUGGACAUAUGAAUAUGAAUAAUGGAAUCACUGUCAACCGAACGGGUGGACACGGAUGGAGUAACGCGGAAUGUUUAGGAGCUUCGCGCGCAAUAGCCAUGGCGCUCAACCAAAAAACAAAAAAAGGCGGGUAUAUGCAUUAUCUUAAAACAUUUUUGAACAUUAGUAUCAACAGAAAUACAAUCAUCGUCUCAUCCCAUUCCUGGGGUUAUCGGCAUUCGUGUCUCUGUGUGGAACAGCAGUUGCUGUACUAGAGAACUAGGUGUGUAACAAAAAAAGGAUAAUCAAAACAUGCAUUUAUACACAGCAAGUUGUAAGUGGGUUUUACUGUUGAAACAAAAAAGUAAACUUACACAAACCUUCCUCUGUCUCGCUCUCGUUAACUCUAGCUCUACAAAUCUGCCCUGUCGUGUAGUGCAAAGCAAACAAUACCAAAUGGAAAACUAAAGCAAAACAGUAUAUUAGCGAUAGCGGUAUGCCGAUACAUAUUAUAUAUAUAUACAUGUAAGCAUAUGCAAAAAGAAUGUGAAAAUCAAAACUGUUCAUCAACUCGUAACAAUAAAAAGGAAAGUGAGAUUAACGCCAA